Molecule: messenger RNA, 2270 nt
Organism: Lindgomyces ingoldianus
Lineage: Eukaryota; Fungi; Ascomycota; Dothideomycetes; Pleosporales; Lindgomycetaceae
Product: P-loop containing nucleoside triphosphate hydrolase protein
Exons: 3
Coding region: 1-1998 (665 amino acids)
Molecular function (GO): hydrolase activity; ATP binding; DNA binding
Source: RefSeq, a predicted model, not a curated record
AUGUUGCGAUUUUCACAGUAUGCGCUGAAAAUAUCUAAGCGGGCAGGUAUACUACCUACUCGUACAAUCUCCCGAGGCGCGUCAACCGCCACAACCCCCGUCCUCGUUCUGCAAUCCUCCCAACCAGUCUCUCCAUUGCAAAUCACUCUCCGCGAAUAUCAAGAAGAAUGCAUCCAAUCCGUGCUUUCGUACCUCAGGAAAGGACACAAGAGGCUCGGUAUCUCUCUGGCGACUGGCAGUGGGAAGACUGUCAUCUUCACACAUUUAAUUGACCGCAUUGCUUCCGUAGGCAAUGCGUCCCAGACCCUCAUUCUUGCUCACCGGCGGGAACUCGUCGAGCAAGCUGCUCGCCAUUGUACCAUCGCCUAUCCGCACAAGCACGUCGAUAUAGAAAUGGGAAACCACCAUGCCUCUGGUGCUGCAGAUAUCACCGUGGCUUCGAUACAGAGUAUCAUGUCGGGCGAUCGGCUUCUCAAGUUCGAUCCGUUAAGAUACAAGUUGAUUCUCGUAGACGAAGCCCACCAUAUAGUCAGCUCGCAGUAUCUCGAUGUGCUAGAACAUUUUGGAUUGCGACAUCCUGCAGAUUGGAACACAACUUCUGUGCCUGCUCUUGUAGGCGUAUCUGCAACCUUCUCCCGAUUUGACGGAAGGAAGCUGGGCUCAGUCAUCGACCAUAUUGUGUAUCAUCGUGACUAUGUUGAUAUGAUCGAAGAGAACUGGCUCUCUGAUGUUAUUUUUACCACGGUCGAGAUCAAAGCCGACCUGACCAGACUCGGCUCCGGCGCCAAUGGCGAUUUCCAGGCUGGUGCUCUUUCAAGAGCCAUUAACACUGAAGAGACCAAUGAAAUCGCUGUUCGGGCCUGGAUGACGCGGGCGAAAGAGCGGAAGUCAACGUUGGUCUUCUGUGUAGACUUGAGCCACGUCUCCAAUCUGACCGCAAAAUUCCGGCAACACGGCAUUGCGGCUGAAUUUGUGACAGGAGACACACCAAAGAAGGUCCGUAGCCAGAGGGUUGAUGCAUUUCGGAAUGGAGAGUUUCCAGUGCUCCUAAAUUGUGGUGUUUUCACGGAAGGAACCGACAUCCCAAAUAUCGACUGCGUGCUUCUGGCUCGCCCGACCAAGUCUCGCAACUUGCUUGUGCAAAUGAUUGGGCGCGGGAUGAGGCUCCACAAAAGCAAACAAAACUGUCACAUCAUUGACUUAGUGGCCGCGUUGAGUACCGGUGUUGUAUCCACGCCGACACUCUUUGGCCUGGACCCGGCGGAAAUCGUGGAAAACGCGGAUAGUCAAGCUAUGACAGAAUUAAAAGAAAGAAAAGAACGUGAAAAGAUACGGGAAGAAGAGGCAGCUAGAGUUCAGCGACAGGCCGUGGCUAGACGGAUUCCGGGUAUGAUCACGUUCACUGACUACGACUCCGUCCACGAUCUUAUAGCAGACACCUCAGGCGACCAGUACGUACGGAAACUCAGCGAAUUUGCCUGGGUCGCUGUCGGGGACAGCAAAUUUGUCUUGACCACAAACACCGGUAACUACCUAGUCAUUGAGCCCUCCAGGACAGAGGAUAGUGGUUUUGUGGUCAAGUAUUACCGCAGACUUCCGUCCGGUGUCAAGUCGAAAAGCCCGUACGCCACUCCUCGGGUCAUAGCGCAGGGAGAGUCGUUUGAACAUGUUGUUCAUGCUGCAGAUACCUUUGCAGCGGAAGUGUUUGAGUACAUAUUCGUUUCUAAAAUGCAACUAUGGCGCAGAGGUAUGGCGUCUCAGGCGCAAGUCGAUUUUCUGAAUAAAUUCCGCCCAGAGGAAGACCAACUGAAACGUAGCGACUUAACGAAAGGGAAGGCAGGGGACAUGAUAACGAGGAUUAAGCAUGGGACAAGAGGAAUAUUCGACAAGGCAUCGGCUCGGAAGAGAGUUGCCCACAAGGCGCAGGAGCGUGCAGAGGCCGCACGGAAACGGCUUCAGGACCGGAUUCAGGUCGGACCGCUCUCAGACUCGUUCUAGGCUGUCGCAUCUUCAUAAAAGAGUAAUACAGAACAUGUAUGGGUGAGGUAAUUGCCUGACUAGCUGUUCUUUAUCUUGAGCUCGGUGUGGGCGAGCGUGUCAGGGCUGUUACUGCAGUGAAAGAAAGUUGAAGCAUUCCAGUGGUCGAACAUUCGCGACUCCAGCCGCAUUCCACAUAUGUCACAAAAGCAUCCGUGGUCAGGCCAUCUCUCCGGUCUAGGUAAUGAACUAUCCAUCAACUGGUUAUAAACAUCCCAUUCGCCUUCUGCACU